AUGACAGUUCCAUUUAGCAUACCGACGUCUGAUCUUGAUUACUGUUUAGAGCAGUUGCUUGAGCAUAAACCUCCUAAGAUUUUGCCUCCGGAAACUAUACAUCAGCUAUGUCAUAUUUUAAAAACCCAGCUUUUAGCAGUACCGAACAUUAUGUCGCUACAGUCACCCAUUUCCGUUGUUGGUGAUAUACACGGACAGUACCAUGACUUGUUGGAAAUUUUCAGAAUAGGUGGAUCUCCGCCAAAUACAAAUUAUUUAUUCUUGGGGGACUAUGUUGAUCGCGGCUACUAUUCGGUUGAAACGAUAUCCUUGUUACUAGUGUUGAAAAUACGAUAUCCCAAUAGGAUCAGUUUGAUUCGAGGGAAUCAUGAAUCUAGGACUAUCACCACAAACUAUGGCUUCUACACGGAAGUGCUAAACAAGUAUAAUGGCUCAUCGGAUGUUUGGGCCAAUAUUACUGAUUUAUUUGACUAUUUACCAUUAGGUGCCACAAUCGAUGGCACCAUAUUUGCAUGUCAUGGUGGGUUAUCCCCCAGCUGUCAACAGUUGGACCAAAUACGGGCAAUAGAUCGAUUUAGAGAGAUUCCACAUGACGGAAUAAUGGCUGAUCUUGUAUGGUCGGAUCCCGAUGUCGAAAUAGUAGACUUUAAGCUAAGUCCAAGGGGUGCCGGGUAUCUUUUUGGAAGCGAUAUUAUGAACAAAUUUUGUAACGAUAACAAUUUAGUGCAGAUGAUUAGAGCGCACCAGCUUUGCAAUGAAGGAUACACUAGCUACUGGAAAGGAAAGUGCUUGACUGUUUGGUCAGCGCCAAACUACUGCUAUCGAUGUGGCAAUAAGGCCAGUGUAUUGGAGAUAUUACAUUCCAACUAUACAGGUAAAGCAGAGACGCUGAUUAGGCUGGAGGGGGAAGUUGAAGUUGAUGGUAUGCUGGAGUCUACUACCUCCUUGUAUGAUCAGCACAAUUUCCGCUUUGACAAGCAGAAAUCACAAGUAGACCAAGGAGUGUUGCCGGGACAAUUUUUCAAUAUCUUUGAAGCUUCGAAAGAGAAUGAUGAGGAUACAAUCAAUGGGAAAAGUGUCAAUGGAAUGAAUUCCAGUGAUGGUGGAGAGCUCAAGAGUGGUAAGAAUAAUGAUUUUUUUGCUGCAUAUUUUUUGGAACGGCCUAGGAGACAGCAUGUGGAGUAUUUCUUGUGA
Molecule: messenger RNA, 1194 nt
Organism: Lodderomyces oxycetoniae
Lineage: Eukaryota; Fungi; Ascomycota; Pichiomycetes; Serinales; Debaryomycetaceae
Gene: PPG1
Product: putative serine/threonine-protein kinase
Exons: 1
Coding region: 1-1194 (397 amino acids)
Cellular component (GO): FAR/SIP/STRIPAK complex
Molecular function (GO): protein serine/threonine phosphatase activity
Source: RefSeq, a predicted model, not a curated record